Messenger RNA from Racocetra persica, 146 nucleotides. NCBI's taxonomy places the organism in Eukaryota, Fungi, Glomeromycota, Glomeromycetes, Diversisporales, Gigasporaceae. The record is from the annotation of a GenBank genome assembly.
AUUUUAAUAACUCUGAAAUCAAAGACUUCAAAAUCGAGAAUAAUACCAUCUACUUUCCCUUUACGGCUAUUGCUGGGAUUGGAGAAAAAGUAACUGAGAAAAUUAUUGCUUAUCGUCGAGAAAAAGGACCCAUUACUAGCCAGUGA